Molecule: messenger RNA, 2100 nt
Organism: Papilio polytes (common Mormon)
Lineage: Eukaryota; Metazoa; Arthropoda; Insecta; Lepidoptera; Papilionidae
Gene: Arp5
Product: actin-related protein 5
Biological process (GO): regulation of DNA-templated transcription
Cellular component (GO): cytoplasm; Ino80 complex
Source: RefSeq, a predicted model, not a curated record
ACAAAUGUCAGCUGUUGAGAAGAAAGUUUUGUUUGAAAGUAUUAAUUUUAAUAAAACAAUUUAUCUUGAAUAAUGGAAGAUGUACUAGUUUUAAAAGAUUAUAAAACUGUCCCUGACAUCGUACACGAGUAUGGGCCCACAUUAAAAUUUGGUCACAUACCUUUGGUGAUAGAUAAUGGUUCGUAUCAGUGUAGAGUCGGUUGGUCAAUAUACGAUGAGCCACAUUUGAUUUUUAAGAAUUUAAUUGCUCGACCGCGUAAGGAUCGUUGCAAAAAAGAUGCCGAGCCACCGGUCACUCCGCCAAUUCAAAUAGGAAACGAUAUUAUUAACAUUGAAGCAGUAAGGUUCCAGUUAAAGACUCAGUUUGAUAAAAAUAUUGUAACUCACUUUGAAGUACAAGAACAAGUUCUUGACUACAUUUUCUCACAUUUAGGCAUUGAUAAUGAAGGCAGUGUGCCUCAUCCUGUUGUUUUAACUGAAGCAUUUGUUACACCAAAUUAUUGCAGACAAUUGAUGUCAGAGUUAUUAUUUGAAGGCUAUGGUAUACCUGCAGUCAGCUACGGAGUAGAUUCACUGUUCAGUAUGUACAAGAAUGAUAUAGGAGAUUCAGCUUUGAUUGUCAAUAUUGGAUAUCAUACUAUACAUAUUAUACCUGUUAUUAGGGGUAAAGUUAUUGCACACCAUGCAAGAAGGAUCAAUUUAGGUGGCAGUGAAAUCAUAUGCUAUUUACAUAAAUUACUACAGUUGAAGUACCCAGUGCAUGUGAAUGCAAUAACAAUGUCCCGUAUUGAGGAAAUCCUUCACGAACAUUGCUCUAUAGCUUUGGACUACCAAGAGGAGAUAAGGAAAUGGGCAAACCCAGAUUACUAUGAAGCUAAUGUGAAAAGAAUACAGCUACCGUUUGUUCAGUCAACAACUUCUUCAGGUCUAACAGCUGAGCAACAAAAGGAACGUAAGAGAGAGAUGGCGCGCAGACUCUUAGAAAUAAAUGCAAGAAAACGAGAAGAAAGGUUGGCUGAGGAUGAGGAACAGAUGAACCAAUUGCUCGCAUUGCAGGAAAUAAUAGAAGAUGGUGACACAGAUGAAUUUAAUGAGGCGAUAAAAGGUUUCGAUAUAAAGAACUAUGAAGAUCUUCAGAGGCAAAUAUCGAAUGUGCACGCUCGUAUAGAGAAGAACAAGCAGCGUAUCGCGGCGGCGGCGGCUGCUGCUGCGGCGGCGGCGGGCGGCGCCGAGCUGCCCGACACCAAGCCCGCGGGCCGCCUGCAGCCGCCUGCUGACCCUGAAGCCUUCCACGCCUGGCUCAACGACACACGCGCCAAGUACCGCGAGGUGGUGCAGCGGCGCGAGGCGCGGCGUGCGCGGCGCGCGGCCAUGGUGCGGCGGCGCCGGGUCAUCUCGCGCCUCACCGCCGCCGGAGACGACUUCGGCGCCAACGACUCCGACUGGGAUGUGUACAAGAGCAUCAGCCGCGAGGCGGACUCCGACUCGGAGGCGGACGGCGAGCGGCUGCUGGAGCUGGAGGAGGCGCUGCGCGACCACGAGCCGCAGCAGACCAGCAGCCAGCACCACCAGCACCACCAGCUGCAUCUCGCCAUCGAACCACUCAGAGCGGCAGAGCUGGUGUUCCAGCCGUCGAUGCUGGGCAACCUGGAGGCGGGGCUGGCGGAGACCAUGGAGUACGUGUUCAAGCACUUCUCCGAUGAAGACCAGCUGCUGUUGGCCAACAAUGUCUUCCUCACGGGCGGCUGUUCGCGCUUUCCGGGUUUAAAAGAGAGGUUAGAAAGGGAGCUGCUCGAAAUGCGACCGUUCCAGUCAACACACAAAGUGGUAAUGGCGAAAGAUGCAAGUUUGGACGCUUGGUACGGAGCUAGAGAUUUUGCGGGUAGUAAUGAAUUUGAAAAAUACUGUAUAACGAAGGAGGAAUAUUAUGAAAUGGGUGCGGAAUAUCUGAAGGAACAUCACGCCAGCAACAUUUAUUACAAGAGCCCAGCGCCCAUUAUAGACAACACGUUGGCCCCGGCGGGGGACGCUAAUGUGGUCAAAGAAGAAAUUGUCGUCGACUGUUAAUUUUAAAAUAAAUGUAUAAACAAGUAAAAAAUA